Thalassophryne amazonica is the source of this 1091-nucleotide messenger RNA. RefSeq names its product troponin I type 1a (skeletal, slow) (gene tnni1a). Gene Ontology annotation, cellular component: troponin complex. NCBI's taxonomy places the organism in Eukaryota, Metazoa, Chordata, Actinopteri, Batrachoidiformes, Batrachoididae. Gene Ontology annotation, biological process: muscle contraction. The record is from RefSeq and is a predicted model, not a curated record.
AGGACUAAUAAUAGCCUCCACUAACAAAAGAGACAGGACAGAGUGAUGCAGUGGGAGGUGCCGUUAAAUAGAGGGUCACCAAAUUGUUGACUUCAUCUCUUGUCUGUCCAUCUGGCAUUUCUCUCCUGCUGCUGACGCCGAUAUAUCUUUUCAGCAGGAUGCCUGAGCACGUGCAAGAAAGGAAACCAAAGAUCUCAGCUUCCAGAAAGCUGAUGCUUAAGAGUUUGAUGGUGGCUAAGGCCAAGGAGGAAUUGGAGCAGGAGAUCCUGGAUAAAGAGGAGGAGAAACACAAGUAUCUGUCAGAAAGAGCUCCUCCUCUAAACACCAGUGGCAUGAGCCUUUCAGACCUGCAGAACCUGUGCAGAGAGCUCCAUGCCAAGAUCGACGUGGUGGAUGAGGAACGAUAUGACAUUGAAGCCAAAGUCAUGCUCAACACGCGUGAGAUUAAGGACCUCAACAUCAAGGUGUUGGACCUCAGGGGGAAAUUCAAGAGACCUAAUCUCCGACGUGUGCGUGUGUCUGCUGACGCCAUCCUUCCGCUGCUGGGCUCCAAGCACAAAGUCUCCAUGGACCUCCGAGCCAACCUCAAGUCUGUCAAGAAAGAGGACACCGAGAAGAAGAGGCCAGUGGAAGACAGUGACUGGAGGAAGAAUGUGGAGGCCAUGUCGGGGAUGGAGGGAAGGAAGAAGAUGUUUGAUGCCGCUAAGGGUUCUGCCCAGUAAACUCAAAAGGAGUCAGUGUGUCAUCAGAGGAGCCAUCGUCAUGCUCCUGAAUUAGUUUUGCUCUCCUGCAUUUCUUCCUUCAUUCUUGUGUUUGCUCCAAUCAUGGAGGUGAACAAAAUGCCCUUUGCCCCAGAAAAGUCUUUCUGCACUUCUCAUAAGAACUGAUCUGAUGUCUCUUCAGUAAUGUUCUAUCUCUGCGGCACUCAGAAUGUUUAAAUAUAUCGAUUAAUAAUAUGAAAAUGACUUUGAAGCUUACUUGGGGAUGUACUGUAAGCAUGACCUGAACAUAUGUGAACUGCAAACACUGGCAUGAACUCAACUGGCUGGAUAGAAGUGGAGAUGUUUUCACAAUAAAACAGGCUAAAUCAA